Molecule: messenger RNA, 3393 nt
Organism: Lytechinus variegatus (green sea urchin)
Lineage: Eukaryota; Metazoa; Echinodermata; Echinoidea; Temnopleuroida; Toxopneustidae
Exons: 2
Coding region: 251-2173 (640 amino acids)
Cellular component (GO): membrane
Molecular function (GO): alpha-(1->3)-fucosyltransferase activity
Source: RefSeq, a predicted model, not a curated record
GUCCGUACCUGAAUAAACUCACGCGUGUCUCUCAUGUUGUCUUCAGGUGCUCUUCGUACUGGGCUAUAAUCUCUCUAAUUAUGCCUUGAGUACGAUUGAGAUUUUUUCUUUCAACUAUGUUUUUGCGAGCGUACUGAAUGAUUGGGAAUUUCAUUCUUUAACAUUCGUUUAAAGUAGAAAAGCGAACUCAAACCUACAAAGGGAGAAAAGGAAAGUGACACAACUUACUGAUAAUUUAAUUAAGUGGAAUAUGAUUCCAGGACAGAGGGGAAGAUUGUUCAUCAAAAAGAUCAAACCUUACAAGGUGUUUCCUUCGUUUCGUCGGAAGGCAAGCUCAAGACUACCUCUGUCAUGUCUGUGGACGACGAUAUCCCUAGUGGCAAUUGUUUAUGCACUUGAAACGAUGUACCUGAUGACGACUCAGUCGGCCCAUCAUGUUAAGCGUCUCGUUUGGAGGCACCGGGACACAACCAGUGACGGUCUAUCUCAAGAAUCACCACUUAACCUUGGUAACCUUGGGGAGGAUCAAGGAACCUUUCAGAAUAUACGAAGGCGGAGUGACAGUGUAGGAAAGGUGCACCGAGAUCCCUUUCAAAUCAUAAGACCUAUUCAGAGUCCAAUUGAAUUCAAUGAUUAUCAUGAUACCAUCAACAUCCACCCACCAAAUCGGAAAGAAGUUAAUAGUCGGAUGAAUAAGAAACCGCGAAGAAAUGCAAGUUCAGAAAAGGAAACCCAAGUUAAUGGUUCUUUUUACAAGUCCACAAGAAAUACCGAAGAAAACUCACCAAAACCAAUAAAUGACUCCUUACGAAAAGAGCAUGUGGUUAUACGAGGUAGAAGGUAUUACAAAAACUUGAUAAGAUCUAUAAAAAUACUCACGGACCAUCAAGAAAGUGGUAUGAACGUUUCAUUUGGAAGCAAGUUGGUUGAAGGUAUGAACAUUGUGAAUAAUAAAAGAGAAACCCCAAUGGAAAGCAGGAAAGACUUCGGCCUACGUAAGCAUAUCAACCAAGGUCUAAAUGCCAGUUCAUCCAUAAUAAAUGGUGUAAAAAACCGCCCAAAGUGUACCAAAGUUAUAUCUAUAUACACACAUAAUAUGAACCCUUUCGGAUAUUGGCCAGAGUAUAGAGAUCUCCAAUGGUUGUUCGAAGAUGGCCGAAGUUUGGGCGACACUGACUCUCCAACAACUGGACACGUCGUCUGUCCAUACCAGCAUUGUGAUAUCAAGCUCAUACCAACUGACAAUAAAACUCUGCUUGCUGCUAGCGAUGCCAUCAUUCUAAAUGUUACCCCGGUGCUAUCGGCACCUAACGCAAGCAAAAUUUCAGAAAGACUCCUUAUUUCUCUUUCGACCGAGAGAGCGAAGAUUGUUUUCUACGGAAUGGAGAGUCCCAACAUGAUGGUUAAUUGGGACAGUUCUAUACGGGAUGUUUAUUUCCAUUAUUCCAUGACGUACCAUUCAUCAAGUGAUCUCUUUCACCCAUAUGGGCGGUACAUCCCAGGAUAUCCCAUGGAUGACCUUGAUCAGUCCAUAAACUACGCGGCGGGAAAGACCAGACUAUUAGCAUGGAUGGCCAGCAAUUGCUACUUAACAUUUUGGCCGCGACGCGAGUGGGUGUUGCGGCUUAAGCAGUUCAUUUCAAUCGAUAUACACGGUGAGUGCGGUAAUGUAACCUGCACACCAAGGUUAUCGAGGAAUUGCGCCAGAAUGAUGAAGUCGUAUAAGUUCUAUUUGGCAUUGGAAAACACCCAGUGUGACGAGUACAUCACAGAGAAGUUCUGGGAUAACGGUCUUCUGAACGGCGUUGUCCCCGUCGUGUACGGCGGGCGAAGGGAGACAUACGAGAGACUCGCGCCACCUGGGUCAUUUAUCUUCGCUGCCGACUUUGCUUCUCCUAAAGAUCUUGCCGACUACUUGAUAAAACUAGGUAACGACGAUGAGCAAUACAAUCAAUUCUUUGCAUGGCGGAAGCGUGGCCGGAUCGUAAAGACCUAUCCGAAUCUUAGACCGAAAGCGUUUUGUGGUUUGCUGCCGUUGCUAUCUAAGGGAGAUGGUGAAGAAGUGCCAAUAAGACGUGCAGGGGAUACCCCGUACUUUCGAGGAUGCAGAGAUGAUGAACAUGCGCGGUUCAUUAGACCAGGGGAUAUAGAUAAUUGGUCCCCUUGGAAAUAAUUUAAGUGCAAGAAAAUACAAACAAACAAAUAGGAAAAUUGCUUCCAGUAUAUUCUUCUUUUUUAUUUCCAGUUUUCUCAAGCAUAUGGUAUAAGAAUUGCCUUUACUUUAGACAUAUACUAUAUAUAAUUUGGGCUAUACUGUGUUGAUUAUCAAAUCAAAUUAGUUGGUUGAGCGUCACAGGCCUCAAAUGACAAGGUAGUUUGCGUAUUUCUUGAGAGCACUCUCCUUAAUGUGCAGAAAAUAUGUGUGCUAAUCAAAUGAAUUUCACCCUCACCCCUUUCCCCGUUUUGGGCAGCUUUGGAUGAUCGGAAUCAUCACUUUAAAAAAUCAGAUUAAUGAAAACGUCGACCUUGAGAGAUAUGUGGCAAAAUGGCUGUCAUUUCUAAACUAGUGAUAAAAAUUGUUACCAGAUGUUUAGUUUGUUUUCUUUUCUUUACAUAAAAUGACUGUCUAGCAUCACCAGAGACCUGACACAUUUUCUUUUUUUCUUGGAUGAGGGGGGGGGGGGGGUGAUCAAAACGGCUCUGAUUCUAAUAACUUUGUAUGGUGCUAUGCUAUCUACAGACAACUUUAAAAAAAUUGUGAUGAAUUGUUAAUUUUUAACCAUAGAUGUUACUGACCUUUAAGGCGCUAGAAAUCGAAAGUCGAAUGCAUAACUGUAAUCCCUAAUUUGAUGUUGUUUGUUUGCAAUUCGAUAAACAAUCCUAUUAAUAUCAUACCCCUAAUUUGCAUUUCUUUACUGUGGUAUGUCUAUGUCUUAUCACCGUGACAAUUAAUUUUGGGUUAUUUCAAAAUCAAUUAACAAAAUUACAAUAAUGCCCAGUGUUGGUGCAAGUGUUCUGUAAAGCACGGUUGUGUUUUGAAGUAAAUAAAUAUGAAUUGAGAUGGCGAAUGACAAAAUAGGCAUUACCUGAUUGUGACUUCACUUGGUUCAUUGAGUUUUAAGUGCCAUGUUCAAUUUAUGUGUUAAUCAAACGAUCCUUAUAAUGUUUGUGUCAACCAUCGGCAUGUAUGUAAGCUAUGUGCGUUUUUACUUUGGUCUUGAACCUUGAUGAAUAAUAAUCAGUUUCAGAAGCUUCAAAGCUAUCCUGGGAAAAAUCAGUCUACCAAUCUUAUGAUAUAGUUGAAUAUGUUCCCGUGUUUUAGAAAGCAAUCCACAUUCAAACAAAAUUCCUGAAUCAAUCAACCAAUCAAUGAAUUCAUCAAUCAAUCAAGCU